This is a messenger RNA of Coccomyxa subellipsoidea C-169, 435 nucleotides long. RefSeq lists its product as hypothetical. The transcript has 3 exons. Lineage: Eukaryota; Viridiplantae; Chlorophyta; Trebouxiophyceae; Coccomyxaceae. The record is from RefSeq and is a predicted model, not a curated record. Bases 1 to 435 code for a protein of 144 amino acids.
AUGACCGGCUCAGCGGGGGUGUACAUCGUCUUUGUGGUGAUGGUAGCCACAUUUUUCAACCUGCUGUUCCUGAUGCUCACGCUGCGCGUGGUUUGCACGCGGCUGAGGUGGCGAGGGCAGCCGCAUGAAGCUGCACAGUCGGACGCAGAGCGCCCCAGCCUGCCGCCAGUCGCCCCCACAGUUGUCCUGCAGCCCGACAACGAGGCAGAACAAAUUACAAAUCAAUGCGUGGCUUUUGAGCAUGGGCGGUUGCAUGCGCAGGUGAUGUUUGCGCGGAAGCUGGCGGAGCCAGGGGCAGCGCAGGAAGAGGCAGGGGUGGACGCAAAGGAAAUUGGGCCCAAGACAGAAGCUCAGGGCAGUCAGAAACUGCUCAACUUCUGGGUGGCUUCUCUGCCAGAGCAGUCUCAGCCAGAGGGGCACCAAGCUGAACGGUAA